GACAGGAGGGCGUUUGGCGCACCUGCACCUCGCGCGCUCUGUGGUCCGCAUUCUGGAGGCAUCACUGUCCAGGCGACCUGCGCCUCACGUCCUGUGUCAGGACGGCUGGAUGGCACGCGUCCGCCUCAGGCCCCCUGGUUCGAGCUGCCAGAGCCCGGGUGAGGGAGAAGGGCCGUGGCUGGCUGGGGACGUGGCUGCGGGGCAGUGCCCCAGGUGUGUGCCUCCGCCCAGGCGGGGCGCUCACGCAGGUGCGGGCCCUGGCACCUGGCCCUGGUCCCCCAGGCUUCCAAGAGGCGGCCUGGAGGAGGAGCCUGCCCUGUCGACUCGACUCUGCUGCUGGGGUUUCUCUGGCAACAUCGGGGCGGGCCUCCCUCCCAGCCCUCGCCCAACCUCCCAUAGACCUGGAGGCCUGGGCAUUCAGGUCCCUCCCUGCUCUCUGCUGCUGGCCUGGGGGCCUUGGCUGCUGCCUGGCACCCUCCCACAGUCAGGGAGGCCUGGAGGUGGCGAGCUGGGAAGACUGGCUCCGUCCACCUGCGACUGAGAAUGAGGUCAUGUCUGCCCUGAGGUGGCCCCAGCCCUCCCAGGAGGUAGGCGCCCUGCGGGGACCUCCCCAAGGGGCCUGGUCUGACUACCUCGAGGAGCCCGGCCCCCCAAGGAACGCCUGCAGCCAUCCGGUGUGGUCAGCGGACGAGGAGCCCAAGGAUGGGGACAGCUCAGUGUCAUCGGGCCGCCUCUCUGGCUCCUCGGGAGGCCACGAGUCAGGCACAUUUCCCCGUGGGCCCUGGAAGGAGAGGACCCCCCAGGUGCUGGGGCCCUCACGGCGGCCCAGGGAGAGCAGUCCACGGCUGGAGCAGCUGAGGGGCAAGAUCCGGGCGCAGGCGAGGCGGCAGGCCAGCUGCGCCUCCCUGGGCACCUCAACACCCUCCAGUGCCUCGCACCUCUACAAAACCCCCACGCCAGCCGCCCGGAGGAAAGCCCGAAAGCCAGCCAAGCCCCCUCCAGCCCUGGCAUUCCCAGGCUCAGGCAUCCAGAGUGAGUCCGAAAGUGGAGUCGAAGACAAGGCAACCCCCAGCCAGGGGCGUGAGCACUCCAGGGUCUCUCGGCGCCAGCCCUCAGUUCCAUGGGAAAACCCGAAAAGCAGGAAAAGUCGUUCUUGCAAAAGCGAGAAGGCCCCCAAGCCGCCUCCCCCGAGGAGAACUGCCAAAGACACAGAUUCUGAGUUGGUUGGUGUUUACGCCUGGAGAAAAGGACGAGCACUGGUGAGGGCGUUGCUUGGGCCCCCGCCGGUCCUCCCCAGGCUCCAGAGCAAGGCGCCCUCGAGACACCGGCCCCCCGCCGCACAAUUAGGCAGGGCACAGCCACUGGGCUUUCCCGACUUUCGCAGGACAGGGGCCCCAGCUGCUCCCAGCAGAGGACACAGCAAGAAGGCCGCAGCCGGGGAGAGCUCCCCGGUCCAACCCCAGGUGCCCAGCCCGGCCUCUGUCUGCAGUGACCCGCAGGUGUCUGCCACCGCGCCCCCCGCGGCUUCCUGUGAUCAGUCCGUGAACAUCCAGGCUGCCAUGGCCAUCCUGCGAGACCUCCGCCAGCAAAUCCAGGUGGGGCUGGAGCUGGCCCGGGACCGCCACCCUCGGCGAGGGCUGGAGCUGCGGGACCUGGCGGGAAGGAGGCGGCCGGGCCCCCGGAGUCCCCCGGAUGUGCGAGGCGCCUUCUGGAAGAGCCCCCGGACCACGACGGAGGGGGUGGCUGCCUCCUCAGAGAGGGCUGGCAGCCUCCCCACGGCCCCGCGGUGGAGCUCCUCGGCCAGGCGGGACAUCUGUCCGCAGAGGGCCUGGGUGGCCCAAGGACUGGACCCCUCCCCGCAGAAGCCCGGGAGCCCCCCUGAAAGGCUGAGCUCCUUCCCUCAGCGGCCCUGGAGCGCCUCACCCAGGCAGGCCUCCAGUCCGCAGAGGACGUGGGCGGCCCCAGGACUGGACCCCUCCUUGCAGAGGCCCGGGAGCCCCCCUGAAAGACUCGGCCCCUUCCUGCAGCGGCCCUGGAGCGCCUCGGCCGGGCAGGCCUCCGGUCCGCAGAGGGCUUGGACUGCUUGCCAAGACGGGGAGGGCCCUGCCCGAAGGCCAUGGAGCCCUCCCUGCUGGCGGCCCCAGAGUGCCUCCUUCCUGCAGGGGCCCAGCCCCCUGUGCAGGGACAGAGGUUCCCUGCUGUCUGCCUCGGGCACCGAGCUCGCCUGGCUGAGGCCCAGCCGGGGUGCCCUUCGGAGUGAGCCGCGGCGGCCGCCACCCUGCCCGAAGCCCCGGGGACCCCUGGGCCCCCCGUGCAGCCCUGAGUCCCUGCGCCAGAGGACGGUGGGCUGGCGGCGGGAGGCCCUGGAGAAGAAGGCCUCGGCCGAGCGCUCACAGGAGCCGAGGAAGCAGCAGCGGCGGCAGGACAUGUACCGGAAGCAGAAGGAGGCUGUCCUGAGCAAAGCCAUCCCCGUGGUCUCCCAGACGACCCCCGGCAUCGUGACCUUUGUCCCGCAUUCGGCACAGUCCAGGGGCCUGGAAGCCCCGGGGAGCCCGGGCGCACCCGUGCUGGAGUGGAGCAAGGUGACUUCUGGCAUGGUGCUGGGGGACCAGGAGGCCCCAGGCAGCUUCUGCCUGUGUUUGAACAGAGCCUUGAGCCCCGCCAAGAUCCUAGAGACGGGAGGCUCCCAAGACGGCUGGGAGGGUGCCCCCCUGCUGAUGUCUGCCUCCUCCCCGGGCCCCCUGCGGCUCACGGACCUGGCCGCGCACUACCCGCGCCCGGGGCCGUGCAUCUACCUGGACCCCGAGGAGUCGGAGCGCCUGGGCCUGCCGGGCCCCCUGCGCCUCAGCUGCAAGCAGGCCCAGCUGCAGGCCCUGGAGACCACAGCCAACAUCCUGCAGCAGCGGAUCGACACCCUGACCGACAAGCUGCGCGAGUCCGAGGCCACAGACACCCCGGGGGACCCGGGCCUGGACCCGCCGCCCUGGAGCUCCGGCACGCCAGCCUGCCCCGGAGCCUUGGUGCCCACCGUGGCCCGAGGGGCGCCCUGGGACUGGGCGGGCAUGCAGGCCAGGCCUCUGCUCUCCCCCCGCUGCUUCCUGGACGGCGAGACGCUGCCCCGGAGCCCCGACUGGGAGCUGCAGCAGAGCGCGAGCCCCAGGGGCCACCACGCCAGCCAGCCCCGAGGUUUCCUGGAGGACGGACGUUUGGACCUCGGCAAGAGGCUGGCGAGAAACACGGCUUCCUUCCAGGCCCUCGGCCCCUUUCCAGGGAGCUCACUCGGGGCGCCAGCCACACCAGACACCCGCUGUGGCUCCCUGCGGCGGGAGGAGAUGCGGUCGGCCAGAGGGGCCGGCCUGGUCACGCCCUGGACCCCCCGGAGCUGCGAACGGGAAGAAGCCACACUCACAUCUCUCUGCGGGAGAAGCGGGCCCUGCAGGUGCAUGCAGAGCGAACCCCCAGCCCCUGCCCGCCCCCCAGGAGCGGCCCCAGAUAAAACCCAUGCCUCCCUGGGUGCCUGGUGGCGCGCCCAUCUCACAGGUCCGCUGUCCAACAUCCAGCAGAAGUCCCUGAGCUUCCUUGAGUCGCUGAAGCUGGACCAGCAGAAGCAGGAGCGGGAGCUGGCCCUUCUGCGGCAGCAGGCGGAGCUGGAGGUCUGGGAGACGCAGAAGGCCCUGGGGGAGCUGCUCUUCCAACAUCGGCUGGAGCGGCUGAUGGAGAAACACCCCACCCGGGCCAGACCCGGAACAGCCUCAGAGCCAGAGUGGCCGCAGGUGCGUGUGGAUGCAGAGCUGAUGGCCUCUCGGGACACGGUGACAGCCAGACCCAGGUCACACCCGCUCCUGCCCAGCGACGCUGCUGUGCCCUCCCUGAGCCCCCAGGAAGGACGGAAGAGUAGGACGGACGCGUCGGCCAGGGCAGAGCCUGUGCAGGAGGGGAGACCAGACCAGAGCCCCUCCCAGUGGCCGCCGGCUCGGCUCUACCCUUGGGAUAACCCCAACCUCCAGGGGCGCCAGAAGGGGCCCCGGGGCCCGGCCCCCGGAGCCUUCGGCCGCUUCGCGCUCCAGCUGCUCGAGCAGAGCCUGCGGGACGAGGAGCUGCGCGCGCAGCACCGGGCCGCGCUGCUGCGCCUGCGCGAGAAGGCUCUGGAGGAGAAGGCGCGCGCGGAGCUGGCCUGGCUGGAGCAGCGGCGGCGAGGGUGUCUGAGUGGCAACGGCAGCUACACAGCGCUGCUGGCCUUGGCAGGAAGGCAGCACCAGGCCCUGAGCAACCUCGAGCAGGAGCAGAGGGAGAUCCGACGCCUGCGGAAGCAGCACCUGCUCGCGCACCAGGAGAGGAAGCUGCUCCUGCAGCAUCAGAAGGACGCCCUGUCCAUGCAGAGGUCCACCGCCCUCUCGCAGCAGGAGCCUCGGGCCCAGACCGGGCUGCUCCAGAGUUCCAGCCCCGAAGUCAAGGCCGCCCGGCAGGAGGGCUCUGAGACAAGCUGGCAGCCAGAGGGGCCUGCACGGGGCUCCUUGUGCCCCCCGACACCACAGCACAUCAGCCACCGCCCCUCCGGGAGCCCUGAGGGCCCGCAAGUCCCACACCCAUGCACCGAGCAGCGGGAUGGGACAGCCGCCCGGGCAGCUUUGGCCGUGGAUGGUCACCCGCGGCCUCCGAAGCUGGCGUGGGGAGAGGAGGCACCCGCGGCCGGCGACUGGCCUGACGCUGGAGGCCAGCUGGUGGAGAGCCACAGCCAUGUGGGCCAAGAGCCAAGGGAGCAGCCUGGUGUCGCUCUGCCAGCCGUUCAGUGGGCAGCCUCCCCGGACCCCGGACAGCCACCGGGCCCAGCCUUUCCUACGCAGGCGGAUGAGGCGGAGGGGGGCGUCGGUGCAGCUCAGCUCUGCUCCCGGCCAGUGGAGGAGCCGCCCCUGGGAGACCCCCAGACCCACCCCAGCCCCUGGUCAGCAGAGGAGAAGACCCGGGCUCUGCCAGAAAGCGUCCAGGGCCGGAGUCAACAGUCCCCGGGCACAGAGGGUCCCUGCGGCCCCCAGGAAGCCAGUCAGGUGGUUGAAGGCGGCAGGAGCAGAGUGGAUCCUGCCAGCGGCCCCCCGGAGCAGCCCCAUGCGACGGAGUGCUGGUCAGGGGAACAGAGGGUCGAGACCAGUGGGCAGGAGGACCCCGGAGGCCCCUUCUCCUGCCAGGAAGCUGCCCAGCUGCCUGCCUCUCCAGCAGCCGCAGCUGCUGGGUUGGCUGCACCACCCACCCAGCCCGAGGGCAGCCCCCGGGCCCGGCUCCUGGCCCCCUCGGACCUGGGCUCCGAGGCCGAGUCAGCUCCCAGGACCUGCUCGGGGUCCUCGGCUCCGUCCCCCGCCUCCCCUUCUGGGGACAGCCUGUCCUGUCCAUCUCUCCAGGAGUUUCGGAAAGUGUCCGCCAUCCUGGUGCAGCUUUCCGAGAGCUCCGCCUCGCUGUCCGACUGGGAGGCCGGGGACACCCCGACGCCAACUCGCCUGGUCCGGGCCCAUCUCUGCUCCUGACUCCUCGGGGUCCCACCAGGGCAGAGGGCAGGUGACCCGGGAGGGGCUGGAGGGCAGGGUGGGGGGUGGCCCAGAGCUCACAGGCCUCCCGAGGGAGGGGUGGCCGCUGCCUCUCGCCGACACCCCUCUCCGCGGUCGGGGUCGGAGCUGUCAGAGGCAUCCAGCGAGAUCUGGGACCAGGGGAGCCUGUGCGAGCUUGGCACGCGCGCUGGGCCGGCCCCAGGGCCCCGGGCCCCAGGGUGCUCCUCGCCUCCAGGAGGCUCAUUCCGCCUGGAGCCCGGUCUCCACUCAGCUCCCUCCUUGGGCCCUGGGGAGGGGCAGGAAGAUUCUGGAGCCAGGGGGAGCCUGGCCAGGGAAACGAACACAGGAAAAGCCAGAGGGUGGUCCCUGGAGGUGGCCGGCGUGACAUUCCCGUCCCGAACCUCUUCCUCUGGUGACUCACACUUGUCCCUCUCCUGGCCCUUGGGGACCUCGGCCUCCGAAGGGGCAGGUUUGGGCAAAGGAGGAGAGCCUGGGCCUGCGCAGGCCUCAGGGGGCUGCCCUGAGGUGCCCCGGGAGACUCACCCCCACCCGUCCGCUGCUGAGCCUGAGGUCCCCUUGAGCCCACGGGCUCCUCCUGGGGACCCCGGUGGGCUGGCAGCCGAGAGCCGGGCACCUGGGUGUGGGGGGGGCCGAGCCCCCUCUGCCCCGGAGGAAGCCUGGCCUCCCCCGGUGGAGGGCGUCCUGCCUGAGGUCCAGUCCCCAGUGGACGGGAUGCCUACCUACGGCAGCGCCGACCUCCCCUCCUCCACGCACGGGGACCCCCGCCUCCCUCCCCCGCCUCCCAACCUCCCCGCAGAGCAUGAGGCCGAGCCCGCAGGCCCCGACUCAGAAGACUUUCCUUCCCCACCGGAAGCCACCGUGUCCCCCGCGGGCUCACUGGGCGCCCCCGGGGAAGACGCCUCCGUCACCACGGGAGACUUGCCCUCCCUGUCUGAGGAGGGCCUGCCCCAGGCACUGCCCCCGGGGCCCCAGGACUCAGGGCUCCUCCUGGGGGGAGCCAGACAGGGCGGGGGCCUUGGGGACCAAUGGGGUGAAUCAGGUUCUGCUGGGAAGGACUGGGCUGUGGGCGGCCAGGGGUCCCCCUUGUGUGGGGGAGCAGGUGACGCCCCCGAGGGGCUCUCCGCAUGGUCGGCACAGCCCCCAGCCCUGUCCAGAGUGGCCUGUGCGCCUGGGGAGAGCCUGCUUCUGCUCUUGGCAGCCAGAGACCCACGGGCCUCUGGCUCUGGGCACAGGGGCCCCCACGCCGACCUCCUGGGCAUGGGGAGAGCCCAGGUGGUGGACCUGGUCUCCACCCAGCUCACCAGAAGGAUUCUGUGCGACACGCUGGCUGCACUCACGGAGCCGGCCCCACCCAGCGGCCUGGUGAUGGAGGAGCGGGCAGGUGCAGCCGGGGGGCCCAGGCUCACAGCGGCCGCUGGGCAGUCACGGGGAAGACGGGACUUCUGAGAAGGCGGGGAGGGCCUGUGGUGAUGCACGGACGUCUGAGAUGCCGUCGUGGGACUGUGCGUGAGCAUGUGCCCGCGUGAGUGUGCGGGAGGCUUCAGGAGGCCUGUGCUGCUGGGGCCGGGCCUCCCUGCAGAGAAGAGACCUGCAGACGGGCCUCCACCUUGGGGCCGAGGCCUGGACACGGACUCCAAAGUGGCUCUGACUCGGAGACGUGCAGGUGGAAGGAUGCGCGGGUGUGUCCAGAGCUGGCCGCCUGGGAGGGUGAAGGUCACGGACGUGAGGGAGGGCUGGGCAGGGAGCUCCCACGGUGAACUCGGAGCCCACGAGCCGGACAGGGUGCCUGCGCCUCGGCAAAGGCCGAGAGGAAGGGGUUCGUGGAGGCCAGGAGCUGAGGCCGGGGUCCCGUCUGCACUGCCCCAUCCCUCUACUUUGCCUAAAUGGGGAGCCUGGACGUGUUCCCUGGCUUCUGCCUUCCAAAGGCGGAGGGCCUGGGGGCCUCCAAGGCAUCCAGCCGACGCUGCGUGGCUGGGAGAUCGGUGUGGGUGUCCCCUGUGUGCUGAGGUGUGCAGAUCAGGGGAGGUGGCAGCAGGGAAGAAGGUCCCCACUUGGGCCCGUCCUCUGGGGGUGGGUGGCCAGCAGCCCCCUAAACGUGCUCAGGAGGCCUCCCAGACGAAACGAGAGCCCGUUUCCCAGUGGCCAGCCACUGCCAAGGGAGCAGCGAGGGCUACAGUGCUGUCCACAGACCUUGGCGCCUGGGCCCCUGUGCAACGCGCUUCUGUAGGGACGUCCUCCGGCCACAGGCCACCGGCAGACCCCGCCUCUCCCGGAACCAAAGGCAGGCAGGUGUCCAGGGAGUUGAUGUCGAUUCGGGAGGAUUUCCCGCGGGGAGGAAGUCGGGAGAGGCUGAGCCGGGUGUGGGGUGGCUCCGGGGCCAGCUCGGUGCAAGGACCCUUGAGCCCAUAAAGGACGGGCCACCGCAGCACGACCCCCAGCAGCCGCCCCCAAGCCAGGGGUGGACUCUGCAGCGCACCCCUGGCUCAGAGCAGCGCUGCAGGCACAGCCGCCCUCCCGCGAAGCAUCCGCUUGUCCAGACAGCAGCCCCCGUAUCCCUCGGCUCUGUCUUCCCGGGGUGGUCGGGAGGCUGGGUGGGGGUGUGUGUGUGCUGGUUCUAACGUGAGAGCACCUCGGAGCUUGUGCUCAGGGAAUUCACUAGAAACAUUGCAGCGUCUUCUCAACGGACCUGCCUGCACGACCAGCGUGUCCUGGAUGGGGCUGGCUCGUGUCGGUAUCUUUAGUAUUUUUGUCCCGAAUGGCAUUGUCUGUGCACUUGGAGAAGCGGCUUUGAGGUGAGCUCGGUGGUUGGUUCCUGUGUACAGGGAAGCAGCUUUCAAAUCUGCUUCUCACUUGGGACGUUAAGCGGGUUUCUCGAGACGGAGCUCACGCUCAGAGCUUGGAUGGCUCGGUUACUCGCUCUGUCCCACAGCAACCUUCUCCCUGUCAUUUGAGCCGUCUGGUCUGUGUGUCCACCCGUGUUCUAUCUGGUUAUCAGCCACUGAUCACUUCUGUCGCCCACCUGGGUCAGCUAUGUCACCCACCCAGCCAGCCAACCCCGGUUGGAAAAUACCUGCUUGAUGGGGGGGGGUCCAGGAUCGGGGGGGCAGGGUGUUGGCCUAAGGACCUCAGCGGCCCGGGGUUAGCCCCCCAGGACUCAGCUUCGCCGGCUUUGGGAGAGGAACUCAUUCGCUUGACUACAUUUCGGGGUCCCUGGGGUGACCCAGACUUUGGUGCGCUUGUAGUUUUGAGUGGGAAGCGUCCCCAAAGCUGGCCUGGCAAAGCCCCUGUCCACGGCCUCUACCGUGAGCUCAGGGAGACCUCAGAACACUGCAGGGCCCUUGCGUCGAGGCAGGAGCUCCUGCGCCCCAUGUCAGGCUCCAGCCUCUGCGGCGGCCGCUCAGGUCCUGAUGGACCAGCUCAGCGGCCUGGCCCCCAGCACGCCCGGGUCAUCGUGAACGGGGUCACGGUUCAGGGAGGCACAGUGGGGGGCCGAUGUUACGCCCACUCCUUGCAGGCCCACCUUCGAUCGCGGGCCAGUCUGGGGCUGCGGGGGGCAACGUGUGCUCCUUCUCUGUGUGCAGCUUCAAAACACAUUUUGAGCUACUGCUUUCUUAUUGACUUCUUUCUAGUUUUCUGAACAAAUUAGUCUGUAAUUUUUUAUUUUUUUCUAUUUAUGGCUGACCCUUGUGGAUUUACGAGGCCGUGCGAGAGGAAUUAUGUAUCUUACACACACACGUUUGGCACGGCAAUAAAUCUCUCACGUGGAAACCCUGCA
Molecule: messenger RNA, 9333 nt
Organism: Sus scrofa (pig)
Lineage: Eukaryota; Metazoa; Chordata; Mammalia; Artiodactyla; Suidae
Gene: CCDC187
Product: coiled-coil domain containing 187
Biological process (GO): microtubule anchoring
Cellular component (GO): centrosome
Molecular function (GO): microtubule binding
Source: RefSeq, a predicted model, not a curated record